Molecule: messenger RNA, 1038 nt
Organism: Fulvia fulva
Lineage: Eukaryota; Fungi; Ascomycota; Dothideomycetes; Mycosphaerellales; Mycosphaerellaceae
Product: L-lysine 2,3-aminomutase
Exons: 2
Coding region: 1-1038 (345 amino acids)
Molecular function (GO): iron-sulfur cluster binding; catalytic activity
Source: RefSeq, a predicted model, not a curated record
AUGAAAGCGGCACCGAUGUCAGUUCGACUCACGCCAUACAUCCUAAGCGCCGCCGACUGGAAGAAUCCUUUGCAAGACCCGAUCCGUCGCCAGUUCAUCCCGCUGAAGUCAGUCAUCAAGCCAGACCAUCCCGCCUUAUCUCUCGACUCCCUGCACGAAACCGAAGAUUCACCCGUUCCCGGGCUAGUGCACAGAUACCCCGAUAAAGUCCUUUUCCUAGCAACCUCCGUAUGCCCCGUCUACUGCCGCUUCUGCACCCGCUCCUACGCCGUCGGCAGCAAUACUGAAACCAUCCAAAAGGCUUCCCAGCGGCCCACCCGCAAGCGCUGGGAAGCAAUGUUCAACUACAUCGAAUCCACCCCCGCCGUCUUUGACGUGGUAGUCUCAGGCGGCGACUCCUACUACCUGCAACCGGAGCAGCUCAGUCUCAUCGGUGAGCGAUUAUUACAAAUCCCCCAUAUCCAACGGAUCCGCUUCGCGACGAAGGGACUGGCGGUCUGUCCACAGCGGAUUCUGGACGGAAGCGAUGGAUGGAGUGAGACAUUUGUGGGACUGAGUCAGAGGGGAAGGGAGAUGGGAAAGCAGGUUGCCAUGCACACACAUUUUAACCAUCCCUCUGAAAUCUCCUGGAUCACAGAACUAGCAGCCAAGCACCUCUUCUCCAGGGGCGUCAUCGUACGGAACCAAACCGUUCUACUACGGGGUGUGAACGACGACAUCACGACCAUUUCAACUCUAAUCAGGAGGCUAGCGGAUCUGAAUAUCCAGCCCUACUACGUCUAUCAGUCGGAUCUGAUCAGUGGGGUUGAGGAUCUGCGGACCCCUUUGUCGACGAUUCUCAAGCUGGAGAAGCAUAUCCGGGGCACGAUUGCGGGCUUCAUGACGCCGUCUUUUAUUGUGGAUUUGCCGGGAGGGGGAGGCAAGAGGUUGGCCAAUAGUUAUGAGAGCUAUGAUGAGAAGACGGGUGUCAGUCAUUGGAGGGCACCGGGUGUGGCUGGGGAUGAGGAGUUUACGUAUCAUGAUCCAGUGCAGGCAUGA